AGAUGGGCAGUAUUUUCCUGCUGUCUUACACAUGAUUGUCGGCUACUCGGUUUUUUUUCAUCAUACGGUCACACGGCGCACAUGGUGUGCGGUAAAUUUUUUUUGCCGGCAAAGAAAUGUAAAUUAAGCAAUGAUUCGGACGAUUUCAAUCCGUUGGCUGCUGCAGCGCCUGGGGGACAACCGGCACUCCCCCUGGCUGGUGGCCAGGUCAAGGAGCUUCUUUGUCCGCACUCUGAGCACCACCAAUCAGGUCAAGGGCGAAACGGAGGAGCUCUCGCAGGCGGAGCUGUUGCGCGAGUUUGCCCACAUGCCGGUGCAGCGCAUUCGGAACUUCAGCAUCAUUGCGCAUGUCGAUCACGGCAAGAGCACACUGGCUGACCGGCUGCUGGAGCUCACCGGAGCCAUUGCGCGGAAUGGCGGGCAGCACCAGGUGCUGGAUAACCUGCAGGUGGAGCGGGAGCGUGGGAUCACGGUCAAGGCCCAGACCGCAUCGAUCUUCCACCGUCACAAGGGCCAGCUCUAUCUGCUGAACCUCAUUGACACUCCUGGUCACGUGGAUUUUUCCAAUGAAGUUUCCCGAUCUCUGGCUGCCUGCGACGGCGUGGUGCUCCUGGUGGACGCAUGCCAUGGCGUCCAGGCUCAAACCGUGGCCAACUAUCACCUAGCCAAGCAGCGCCAGCUGGCAGUGGUUCCCGUGCUCAACAAGAUAGACAUCAAGCACGCAAACCCUGAUCAGGUUUGCCAGGAUCUAAAGUUGCUGUUUGGCAUAGAUCCGGAUGAAGUGCUGCGCGUGUCCGCCAAGCUGGGGACCGGCGUAUCUAAAGUCUUAGAAAGGGUUAUAGAAACCGUGCCGCCGCCACAAGUUUCACGGGACAGCGACUUUCGGGCCCUAAUCUUCGACAGCUGGUUCGACAAGUACCGCGGAGCCCUUAAUCUAAUUUAUGUGCUGAAUGGCAAGCUAGAGCAGAAUCAGGACAUUCAGUCGCUGGCCACAAAGAAGGUGUAUCCCGUCAAGAGCAUCUCUGUGUUGAGACCAGCCGAGUGUCCCGUUCCGGAUGUAUCCGCUGGUCAAGUGGGCUUGAUUGCUUGCAAUAUGCGCAACAGCAAGGAGUCCAUUGUGGGCGAUACCAUUCACCUGAAGAACCAAGCAGUCGCCGCCGCAGGAAGCUAUCGACCGCAACAGCCGCUUGUUUUUGCUGGAGUUUUUCCCGCCGAUCAGUCAAAACAUGUCGCCCUGCGCAGCGCCAUCGACAAAAUGGUACUCAAUGACUCAGCGGUCACGGUAAAAGUGGAUUCCAGCCCGGCUUUGGGACAAGGCUGGCGUUUGGGCUUCCUGGGACUUCUGCACAUGGAGGUCUUCUGUCAGCGCCUGGAGCAGGAGCAUGGCGCUGAGCCCAUAAUCACCGCGCCAUCCGUCACAUAUCGUUUGGUCUUGAGUAACCCAAAGAUGAUCAAGCAACAGGGUCGCGAUACCAUGGACAUUUCCAAUGCAGCCCUCUUCCCGGAACCGCAUUCCAUCAAGGAGUACUAUGAGCCCUUGGUUUUGGGCACAAUCAUCACGCCCACGGAGUAUGUUGGCCAGGUGAUCAGCCUGUGUGUGGAGCGUCGGGGAUUGCAGCAAAGUUCAGUGAACAUCGACGAGACCCGUGUGCUAAUGAAGUACGUCUUGCCGUUAAGCGAGAUCAUUCUGGACUUCCACGACCGCCUCAAGUCGUUGAGUUCUGGCUACGCUAGUUUCAGCUACGAGGACUACGGCUAUCAUCCAUCUAACUUGGUUCGUUUGGACAUCCAUCUGAACGGCAAGCCCGUGGAGGAGCUGUGCCGCAUUGUUCAUGCCUCCAAGGCCACGGGCGUGGCUCGGCAGAUGGUUCUCAAGCUGCGGGAUCUUAUUCCCAAGCAGAUGGUACAGAUCGCCAUCCAGGCGUGCGUGGGCAGCAAGGUGCUCGCGCGCGAGACCAUCAAGGCCUAUCGCAAGGAUGUGACAGCCAAGCUCUAUGGUGGGGAUGUCACCCGACGGAUGAAGCUGCUCAAGCAGCAGGCCGAGGGCAAGAAGAAGAUGCGCAUGUUCGCCAACAUCCGCGUGCCCCACGAGACCUUCAUCAAUGUGCUCAAGCGGUAGGAUCAAUCCCGACCAGAACAU
Molecule: messenger RNA, 2140 nt
Organism: Drosophila sechellia
Lineage: Eukaryota; Metazoa; Arthropoda; Insecta; Diptera; Drosophilidae
Gene: waw
Product: Translation factor waclaw
Biological process (GO): positive regulation of translation
Cellular component (GO): mitochondrion
Molecular function (GO): GTPase activity; GTP binding; mitochondrial ribosome binding
Source: RefSeq, a predicted model, not a curated record